UCGGAGCUGCGAACUGACAAGCUGGCCAAAUAACAAAACUGGCCAAAUAACAAAGUUGCCUAGAUGACCAGCUGCCUAAAUGACAACUAUAAAUUGCAACUGGGUCGACUAAUGGGAGAAAUAAAUUGAUACUUCUCGAUAUUGCCAAAAUGGCAUCUCCAUCUCCCGCUUCGCACCGUCCCCGCCAAAAAAAGAAGCUCUUGUCAUCUCCCUCCGGCUCCAACAAUGAUUUGAUUCUUGAACUGGGCACCCCUCAAGCUGCGCCUGCUUUCCCUCUUGUCUCGUUCUUAUGGGCUGCUCGAGGAGGAACAUCGCAAUGGAUUAUACUUCCCCUAAUUCUCAUGGCAGUGGGCUUAUUCCGAUGGGCUGUGAGUCUGUGGGGAUAUUCAGGCUUCCAAACCCCUCCUAUGCACGGCGAUUUCGAAGCGCAAAGACACUGGAUGGAGCUUACAAUCCAUCUUUCUCCGACGAAGUGGUACUUCUACGACCUGAAGUACUGGGGUCUCGAUUACCCGCCGUUGACUGCCUACCACAGCUGGUUGUUGGGGAAAAUUGGAACCUGGGUUGAUCCUACCUUUUUCGCUCUUGAUUCCUCGCGUGGUGUUGAGGACCCUCUUCUGAAAUUGUACAUGCGGGCUACAGUCAUCGUGUCUGAAUUCCUAAUCUAUGUCCCCGCAGUCGUCUUAUUCGUACGGCGAUAUGCUCGUUUGAAUGGCUUGCCAACCUGGUCAACAUCAAUUUCACUGGUCGCCAUUUUGAUGCAACCAUCCACUAUUCUUAUCGAUCAUGGCCAUUUCCAGUACAAUACGGUGAUGCUGGGGUUGAUGGCUGCAAGCAUCGAAAGUAUCUUGAUUGGAAGAUGGUCUCUUUCAUGCGUCUUCUUCGUCGCCUCCAUCGGUUUUAAGCAGAUGGCCUUGUACUACGCACCGAUCAUGUUUUCUUUCCUUCUGGGGAGCUGCAUCUUCCCGCGAAUUAGGAUCCCUCGUUUCUUUACCAUUGCUUUGACAACACUCUUGGCGUUUGCUAUCCUGCUGACUCCAUUCAUCCUUGUCUCCCUACAUGAUCAGAGUAAUGGAGUUCCUUUGCCGGGUUCUUUGCCUGAUUUCAUCGAUUACCUCCCAGCGCAAAUAACUGAAAAUGGUUGGUUUCAUGGACCGAUUCUUCAAGUCUCCCAGAUAAUCCAUCGCAUCUUCCCGUUUGCUAGAGGUUUAUUCGAGGACAAGGUGGCAAAUGCAUGGUGUGCCAUACACACUUUCUAUAAAUUGAAUAAUUUUCCCACCGAUUUAUUGCAGCGAAUAUCUCUCGGUGCUACUCUCGCCUCUAUCUUCAUUCCUUGUCUGGUGAUCUUCCUCUACCCACGACCACAACUCAUUCUACUAGCCCUUAGCAGCUGUGCCUGGGGAUUCUUUCUCUUUUCUUUCCAGGUCCACGAAAAGAGCAUCUUAUUACCUUUACUUCCGAUGACCCUUCUCCUCAGUGGCGAUGGGGGGCUGAAAAAAUCUUCUAGAGCAUGGAUUGGCUGGGCGAAUAUCCUUGGAUCCUGGACUCUGUUUCCAUUGUUGAAGCGAGAAGGACUUUCCAUCCCAUACUUUGUUAUAACCUUACUGUGGGCCUAUCUACUUGGUCUCCCCCCCACGUCCAUCGAAACAUAUCGGUCACGCUCAUCAAAAGAAUCAACCGUGCAUAUUCUCACUGGACUUAUUCACUGGGGAUUCUACAUCGGCAUGGUUGCUUGGCAUGUUCUUGAGGCAUUCGUUCCACCACCAGAAACGAAACCUGAACUCUGGGUUGUGCUGAACGCAUUGAUUGGUGCUGGCGGGUUUGGUUUGGCUUAUUUGUGGUCGAUCGGAAAUCUAGUUAUGCAGGCUUAUAAAAUAAGUGGCAAGGAGUCUACGGAAGGAUCUAAGAAGAAGACCCAAUAAGGGAGAGAUAUUUGCUUAGACUUUGUACGAUACCCUCGGUUGAUUGUACUAAUUG
Molecule: messenger RNA, 1977 nt
Organism: Talaromyces proteolyticus
Lineage: Eukaryota; Fungi; Ascomycota; Eurotiomycetes; Eurotiales; Trichocomaceae
Product: ALG6, ALG8 glycosyltransferase family-domain-containing protein
Exons: 3
Coding region: 150-1922 (590 amino acids)
Biological process (GO): protein N-linked glycosylation
Cellular component (GO): endoplasmic reticulum membrane
Molecular function (GO): dolichyl pyrophosphate Man9GlcNAc2 alpha-1,3-glucosyltransferase activity
Source: RefSeq, a predicted model, not a curated record